AUGGCGGAAAAGUGCGUGCACCAGGGCUGUGGCAAGCUCUUCACCGACGCCACCGAGGAGUGCAACUACCAUCCCGGGCCUCCCAUCUUCCACGAAGGACAGAAGGGAUGGAAGUGCUGCAAGCCCCGCGUCCUCACCUUUGACGAGUUCAUGACCAUUCCGCCGUGCACCGUCGGCACGCACUCGACGACCGACAAGCCGCCCGAGGUGGAGGAGAAGCCCAAGGAGGACGACGCCGCGCUCGCCAAGAAGAUCGCCGAGCUGACCGCCUCCGCGCCGCGCCGCACGCCGAUCCCCACCGCGCAGGCCGCGUCCACGCCGCCGCCGCCACCGCCCGAGUCCGACGACGACGACCCGAGCCUCGAGAUCCCGGACGGCGCGACGUGCCGCCGGCGCACCUGCGGGAAGACACACACGAAGGGCGCCGCGCGGGAGGGCGAGUCCUGCGUGCACCACCCGGGCGUGCCCAUCUUCCACGAGGGCAGCAAGGGCUACAGCUGCUGCAAGCGGCGCGUGCUCGAGUUUGACCAGUUCAUGAAGAUUGAGGGCUGCGUGAGCAAGGACCGCCACCUGUUUGUCGGCAGCGGCAAGAAGAGCCGGGGCGGCGACGGCAGCGGCGGCGACGAGGAGGAGGAGAAGCUAGAGACGGUUAGACACGACUUUUAUCAGACCCCUUUGAGCGUGAUCGCGUCCUUCUUCCUGAAAAAGAUCAACAAGGAGACGGCCAAGGUCGAGUUCCGGGAGCGCGCGAUCGCGCUGGACCUGGUCACCACGGACGCGCCGCGGCCGAAGCGGUACGCGGCCGAGGUGCCGCUGUACGGCGCCAUCGACGCGGCCAAGUCGACGCACAAGGUCCUGGGCACCAAGCUCGAGGUGACGCUCGCCAAGGCGGACGGCGCGUCGUGGCCGGUGCUGCGCGCCGACGAGGCGCUGACCGGUGAAAUUCUGCAGAUUGGCCAGGCGGGCAGGGCGUGA
This is a messenger RNA of Cordyceps fumosorosea ARSEF 2679, 975 nucleotides long. Its product is annotated as CORD and CS domain protein. The record is from RefSeq and is a predicted model, not a curated record. The coding region runs from base 1 to 975 and encodes 324 amino acids. Lineage: Eukaryota; Fungi; Ascomycota; Sordariomycetes; Hypocreales; Cordycipitaceae. The transcript is spliced from 3 exons.